AUGAGUGAAAGCGGAAAGAUAAGGGAUGCCUUCCCUCAAUACAAAUCAUUCGGAGCCAGCAAUGAAAUGUUGUUGAGGAAUAAGGUUUCAGAUUCUCUAGUAAAUGCAAAGUAUGGAUAUGACACAAAAAAUGAUCCGGAUUCAAACUAUGUUCCCCCAACAAGAUUUGGAAAAAUUGAAAGUAGUAAUGGCGCUGCCUCGGAUUGUAUUCAUCCUAAUGAACCUCCCCUUGUUUCGUAUUAUAAGGAGAAGAAGGAGGCCAUUUACAAGAGAGAACCAGUUGGCCAUUCCGCGAAACAUACUAAUUUUAUAAACAAUCAUGCUAAGGGUGAUUCGGUGUUUGGUAUUAAAACUGACUACUCUGAGAGUGCUAAGAAUAUUCUCUACCCAAUAGAUAGGUAUGAUCAAAAUGAAAUGGAGAAGGAAAGAAAUGAAUUGUACAAACUUUCUCAUCAAGCAUGGGAAGCUGGAGAACAAGUUAACAGGAAUUAUGUUUGGGAUAAAACUCCAAUAAGAGACCCAACACACUUUAGAUUUGGAAAGGUUUUGGAACCAGAAGUUGAUGGAGCAAAAAAGACAGUCUCUACUUAUUACCAAGCACCAACAGCUGGACAACUCGUACAUGAUGAGCCGGUUCCAAAUGAAGAUCCAUUGGAUGGAAAGGUGUUUGGAAUGACAAAUAAGCCUGACGAAUGGGGAUCAAUUGAUUGUAUUAGAGGGUAUGGCUAUGGAGUUGACCACAAUAUUGAUAAGGGAAUGAGAGCACCAUUCCUUCCUGGAACUGAACAUAUGACAUUUGGCAUUCAAAACAAGAAGGACAUUGGUGCAACUGAAACAUUAUCAUAUCGAACAACUGUUGAAGAAAGAGAUAAACCACUUCCAAAAGAUGAAUUGAAGGAAUAUGUGACUUUGAUUGUUGAAGAAGAAGGUGUAGACUUUGAGCUCGUUUAUGAGUAUGCCACUGAGCAAUGUGGAGGUGCAAACAUGUCAAUUAAUCAAUUCCUUGACAUAUUUAGACAAUUGUAUCUUUCUUGA
Molecule: messenger RNA, 1035 nt
Organism: Naegleria gruberi
Lineage: Eukaryota; Heterolobosea; Eutetramitea; Acrasida; Naegleriidae
Exons: 1
Coding region: 1-1035 (344 amino acids)
Source: RefSeq, a predicted model, not a curated record